This is a messenger RNA of Elgaria multicarinata webbii, 2747 nucleotides long. RefSeq names its product serpin B11-like. The record is from RefSeq and is a predicted model, not a curated record. Bases 74 to 1261 code for a protein of 395 amino acids. Gene Ontology annotation, molecular function: serine-type endopeptidase inhibitor activity. Gene Ontology annotation, biological process: negative regulation of endopeptidase activity. Lineage: Eukaryota; Metazoa; Chordata; Lepidosauria; Squamata; Anguidae. The transcript has 8 exons.
CACCAUAUCAGAAAUACUUGUCAAGCAGUGUUAGAAUCGCUUUCACAGGAGAAAAGGUAUCAUCAGUUCCAUCAUGACUACCCUCAUUGAUGCAAUCAAUGAAUUUGGUUUGGAUUUAAUUAAAAAAAUCAUGAAAGAGGAUCAUAGGGAAAACCUCUUCAUCUCCCCACUAAGUGUCGCGGCAGCUUUGGCCAUGGUCUUAUAUGGAGCCGCAGGUAACACUGCUCAGCAGUUGGAGAAGGUCCUUCACUUCAAUGAGAUCACUGGAUAUGGAGGCCCUAAAGACUUGCCUGUUUCAGGGACUCAAUGCGAUAAACCCGGAGGACCUCAUGCCCAGUUCAGGGCACUCUUAUCAGCCAUCAACCAGCAUACCAAAAAUUAUGCACUGAGUAUUGCCAAUAGGCUGUAUGGGUCAGAUCAAUAUGAAUUCCAUCAGCGAUAUUUACAAUGCACAAAAGAGCUGUACAAUGCUGAGUUGGAAAGAGUUGACUUUUUGCAUGCGACUGAGGAAGCCAGAAAGAAGAUUAAUUCCUGGGUUGAAAGCCAGACAAAUGGUAAAAUCAAGGAACUAUUUCCUAAUGGAUCAAUUAGUCCAUCAGCCAUCUUGGUCCUAGUGAAUGCUAUAUACUUCAAAGGGAAGUGGCAACAGAAUUUUAAAGAAGAAGACACCCGUGAAGCACCUUUUUAUACUGAUGAGACUCACAGCAAAAAUGUACAAAUGAUGUUUCAGCAGGGUAAAUUUAAACUGGCUAAAAUAACAAACCCAGCAAUGCAAAUCCUUGAGCUUCCCUAUGACAACGAUGAGCUAAGUAUGAUAAUCCUUCUGCCAGAUGUCAAAGGACCUCUGUGCCAGCUCCAAAGGGAGCUCACCUAUGCAAAAUUAAAAGAAUGGACCAGUUCAGCAAACAUGCGACAACAAACAGUGAGGCUUUUUCUACCAAAGUUCAAGCUGGAAGAAAAGUAUGAGCUCAUAGAAGCUUUAAGUGAUCUUGGAAUAACUGACCUGUUUACUCGAGGAAAGGCUGAUUUAUCUGGCAUGUCAGGAAGCCCUGACCUGGUUGUGUCCACAGUCAUUCAAAAGUCUUAUAUUGAAGUCACUGAGGAAGGCACAGAGGCAGCAGCUGCCACUGGUGUGGAAAUAGUUCCUACGAGCAUGCCGCUUCUUCUUGAGUUUAGAGCUGAUCACUCAUUCCUGUUCUUUAUAAGAGAUAAUAAAACAGGCUGCUUCCCCUUCAGUGGCAAAUAUUUCUCACCACAAUAGGUGUUUAAAUAACAACAAGCACCUUAAUAUUUGCUGUGAACCCAAGAUGUUACAGAAAUCUUAAUUUUACUUGGCUAAUGGUUCCACUUUUUGCCCUCUUAAGAAAAAGCACAAAAUCCCAAGAUUGAUCUCUCUUUUGCUUACCUAGACAAACUCACUAGCACAUGAAGGCUUUGUGGGCCUGUCUUCUUCUCGGCAGUGAGGAGGGGAGCAUUGUUGUGCACAGUAAAGCAUUCCCCACUGGAGACAAUGAAGCUCUUCUCCGCAGAGAAGAGAAGACCUUGUGCAUCUGGGCUUUAACCAGAAUAAAUGUCUGUGAGGGGAGGAGAGGGCAACACCAAUUCUAACCCCCCUCAAGAAAACAACAAAACCCCACCCCAAAUAGGGGGGAUGAAGAAAAUGGUAGGAUUGAUUUAAGAAAUUGCUCCAAUUUUCUCUUCUUAUGCACAACGUGAUUCAAGUAAACCAAAAUUUUAUAAUGCACACUAGUCAGCCUUGGUCUCCUGAGGGAGGAAUUCCUUCUUGUACCAUCUUAAAGAAAACCACACCAUUGUCUUCAGCACUUCCUGAGGCUGUCUCAUCAUUACCAUUAUUGUUAUUAUGCUUAGACAGAAGGCAACCAUUGUCUAAAUGUGUGGUGGGGAACCGGCCCUCUGGGGUUUAUCCAGUUGGCCCCAUCCCUUUUCCUCCACCACCAACUCCUUGGUCUACACCUUCCUCUCUUUUGUGCAGUUCCUCCCUCAUUCUAAAGAAUUGAAACGCCUCUCGUACGGCUUUGUUCCUGCCAGUAAGAGCUUCAACAAUCUGCUAUUUUUGAUGUUUCUGACUGUAUCUUCCAAACCUCUGGUUGUUUAAUGGGUUUCUAGUUUUUAUGCAUAUUUACUCCAUUCUAAUGGUUUGAAAUGCCUCUCCUGAACUUUAAUGACCAGCACUAAAAACUUUAAGCUAAAAUGUUCUGGGAUUUUUGGCCCCCGUUCCUUUUUGCCUUUGGCCCAACCCACCACUGAAAUGAGGCCCUUGAGAGCUUUCCCCACAUUUAGCCCUCAGACCUAAAUAGGCUCAACACUGCUGUUUUUGGGAAUCUGGUUGGGAAUUACUAGACUCUGCUAUGAUCCCAAAUGGCCCCUUUCAUGUGCUGCUGGAUUUGCAAGUUCCCUCCUGCAAUGCCUCCACCCCUUCUGCUGCCUCAGCACCCAUGAAGCGAAACAUUUUCUGUUCAUGGAAGUCUGCAAUGAGAUGAGAUUAACAUGCUUUGGCAAUGGCUCUGAACAUCACUGUAACUAAAAAUGUAUCCCCAGACUUUCUGAGCUGCAUGUCAUGCAGACGGUUCUGUUGACAUUCCAAGUUCGUCUAAAUAUGCUUCCUUUUCAGUCUUUGGUUUAAUGUCCCUAAAGAUGUUUUGUGAGUUUGCCGAGUUUAAUGUGAAAAUUCUUGAAAGCUGCAAUAUAGCAACAACAGUAUCUCAAUAAAGCAGGACAUUAAAAUA